Messenger RNA from Harmonia axyridis, 2423 nucleotides. RefSeq names its product GRAM domain-containing protein 2A-like. Lineage: Eukaryota; Metazoa; Arthropoda; Insecta; Coleoptera; Coccinellidae. Gene Ontology annotation, molecular function: sterol transfer activity; sterol binding. Gene Ontology annotation, cellular component: plasma membrane; endoplasmic reticulum membrane; endoplasmic reticulum-plasma membrane contact site. The coding region runs from base 493 to 1944 and encodes 483 amino acids. The record is from RefSeq and is a predicted model, not a curated record. Gene Ontology annotation, biological process: intracellular sterol transport. The transcript is spliced from 9 exons.
AGUAAUUCUGUCAGAUUAAAAAGGUUUGUGCUCCCGGCUUUGAUACAAAUGUUUAUCGGGAUGUGCGGAUCAAGUGUUAUUAAAUUGUUUACAGUUAUGUGAACUUCAAACAAGAAUCAACACUAUUUGUAAACAUUCGAAUGAAGAGUAUUCCAUGUGAUAUUUUCUCUCACGUAUAACAAAUAAUCCGGUGUUGAAUAUGUUUUCAUAGUUUCUUCUAUAAAUAUACAGUUCGACUAGCUGUGGAAAACCCAAACCUACGGAAUAUUGAUGAUAAUGCAUCUAGUUAGAACACACCGGAAAUCUUCGAAUGAAUUCCUAUUGAUUGAUUUCUGAUCGGUUCGUCCAAGUGAAGUAGAAAGUUGUUGCGAAAAAAUGUAUUCCUAGGGGUCGUGCGAAGAUUUCUGUUGGUAUUUUUGCACUGAAUGGGUUGAAAAACAUUCCGGGGUCAGGAACGAAUGAAUUUGUGUUGAAAAUGUGCCGAAAACGUUGAUGGAACAUCGGAAAACGUUGAAAAAUGAGGAAAUAGCAUGUGCUAAAAGUGGCCGUUCGUCUUUUACUUCUGCGAUGUUGUGUUUUCUUCAUGGAUUCAACGAUAGAGAUGACAAAAAUCCAUCCAGAGACCAGAAAACUUUCAGAUUCAGACUUCUGAGGAAAUCUAGAUCCUCCACGAAUUUCGAUACUACGACCACGAACAGAGCCAUGGUGGUGCCCAAUCGAACUCACUGCCGUACGCAGUCUGCAGUAUCUCCAAAUAUCGGCGAGGUUGCCGCCUCUUCUAGGGCGGCGGUACGCACACUUGCGGGUUCCGCUUCAGCGGCGUCCCUCCUACAGGUCCACCGUAGUCCAAGCCACCAACAGGGUGUUUUCACCAAGAUGGACAAGGCCUCAUUGAAGCUGUUAUCUACCUCAUCGCCAGCUAUGACUUCUCAGUCUCAGAUAACAUCCCCUGCGAGUCCAAAACCGGAGAAGAAGGAGGGGGAAACUCCUACAGCUUCAAAGUCCAGACAGAAGAAGUUUCAUCGUCAUUUUCCAUCGGUUGAAAGUGAUGAGCAAGUGCUCAAUUAUUACUCAUGUGCCCUCAUUAGUGAUAUUUUACUGCAGGGUCACUUGUACAUAACGAAAAAUUAUUUUGCCUUCUACUCUAACGUGUUUGGAUAUGUUACAAAGCUUCUGAUACCAAUGCCUACAGUAGAGAAGAUAACCAAGGAGAAAACAGCCAGGAUAAUCCCCAACGCUGUUGGUAUCUCCACCGCUGAAGAGAAACACGUUUUUGGUAGCUUGAUCUCUAGGGAAAACACCUACAAGUACAUGACGAAGGUUUGGGAGGUGUCUCAGAAGGCUUUGGAAGAGGCAGCUCUUGAGGCGGAAGCGUUGUCGCCUCCAGAACCUAUGGAGUUGGCUUCGGAAAGCGAUUCCUCCGAAACAAAAGAAGGAGAGAGUGAAAAAGAGGGGGGUCCUUCGACAGAAACCACUAACUCAAGACUUCACGACAUCAAAACGGUGCUAGACCGUUGUCAACAACAUCACCAAGAUAGUACGAAUAUAAAACGUAGACUGUUCCAAAAGUACAGGAGUAUGUGGAAUCUACCUGUGCAAAAGUUGAUAUUGUAUGCUGCCAUUUUUUUACUGUUAACUCUUACUCUAUCUGCCACCCUGAUCCUUUAUAGAAUAAGCAAGAUACAUGAGGAGUAUGUGUCACUCAUGGAGCUUCACGACCCUUCUUUAUCCAGCGACCACAUCUACAACCAGUUACUGCGAUUUUCAGUUCAUCUUCAUUCGAAGUCGAGCAACUCGAUGCACAACUUUAUAGAUUCCAAUCUACACCAGAUUGCUAAGGUAAGGCAGAAUCUGGAACUUCUCUCCUCUAUUUUGAUGCCAAAAGAACCACUGCAAGAAGCCAAUGGUAAUAGUGAAGAAGAUUUGAGGAACGAUAACAGUUAACACUUUUUCGGGGUCUAGUUUUUUCGAUUUGACCCCGUCUUUGUGAUAGCGGGGUCCUUUGAUCUUUUUAAGGAGGUUGUGGUAUCAAACUUGCCUACCUCAGGUUGGCUAAUGUGCGAAAGCAUCGGUUUUCUCAUAUUUUAAGUUUGGCGAUUGUUUCUGGACCCUUCUUGCCAAUAUAAAACGCUGUGAAAUUAGGUUUGCUGUCUGAAUGUGGUGAUAACUUUCAGUAGAUAAAUAAGCAACUAUUUUUUUUAUUUUUUUGCUUCAAGGAAUUCGCCUCAUUCGAAACUGCUGAGUUCUCAUUUCUAUGUAUAAUAUAAAAUAAUUGAGCUUUGCAAAGCCAUUAUCUUCAUUGAAUUAAAAAAUUGUCCUAAUUUGCAUCGUAUACGCAAAUAUUUUGUUAGUACUUUAUCUCCGUCUGUCAAAAAUUUUAUAAAGGACAUAUAAAUUCCACUUAAAUCUCUUCUUCCAUAUUU